UGAAAUAACACACACACACACACAACGUCAGGUAUGGCGCUCGAACACCAGCACGCCGAGUCAUAACAUUCGUUUAGCUCGUGAACAGAACGACGUGGUCGAAAUCCAUUGUCGUUGUCAAGCUGUAUAAAACAAGCUGGAAUAAGCACGCGCCUAGGAGAAAAAUUCUUGCACGCCAGAGCGCGCUAUGUCCUCGCUGUUGUUCACCAGUUCACGGGUUUUUCUGCUUCCUUUCUUAUCCUUAACCGCGCCGAUUACUAACCCGGGAGUUGCAUGCCCUCGGAAGAUCGAGCGCUUUAUAGCUCCGUUGAAAGAGCGAAUGAAGACGAAAAGCAUGUGCAAUGUUGAUGACAAGUUUGAGUCACGACCACUAGAGUUGCUGAACAUUCUACGUUCCAGGUCUAACGUGCCACGCCUUGUUUUGAGCAGUCCACGCUUGAAGUCAGUAGUUGACACAAAUCUACGUAACACAGCGAAUUCGUUCUUUGCUAGAGAAAUACAUUCCGUGUCCAAUAUACAUUUACAAAUGUGCUCGUUUCGAGGUAUGAAGACUAAAAUAAAGCCAUACUCAUCUUGGAAGGCAAGAUUCCGCGCUACUGCUACAGGCAAAUAUGCGCGCAAGCAGAAGGGCAAACGGCACAAAGCUUCUUCGAAAACACUGCGACAGAAGAUGCUUUUACGGGCUACAAAACUGGUGCAUAAUUCUCUGGUGCAGCCAAUGAAAAAACUUGGAUUUAAUCUCCGUUGAUGAGUUCAAUGUUCGAAUAACUGGGUGCCCGGUUCAACCUGCAAACAAGAGGUGUACUGUACAGCGCAACUCUGUGGACCUAAGAGGAUUCGAUGAUCCCCAUGAGAAGGAUCGUAGCGGAAUAUAAUUUAAGGACGCCUUAUCAUUUUCCAGUCAAUACCUUGAAACAUUUGGCUGUGCAAAACUAUACUGGGCGCUCUAGUGUUUUCUUUGCUUCUUAUAGUUUAUCUGUGAGAAUAUAUUGCUUUCAAAAAUACAUACGAGCAAAACCAAAAUAACUCGUAAAAACAGAACUUUUCAAAACACGGCAGUACCUACCAGCACUCUAGCAAAACCUUUGGUGGCAUUUGCUAGUGAUAGUUUCUCCGCAUGUUUUCUUUGUGCGUCGUCAACUUUUAUGUGGUACAUAUGUCUUGCAGGGCAAAUUUUCUUCAGAAGUCGUGUGAUAUCUGCCUUGGUCGUUGGCUUCAGGUGCGAGAGUGUGAAAGCCUGCAUUUCGCGCAGUGACGUCGUUGAAGCUGUAGG
Micromonas pusilla CCMP1545 is the source of this 1273-nucleotide messenger RNA. RefSeq lists its product as uncharacterized. NCBI's taxonomy places the organism in Eukaryota, Viridiplantae, Chlorophyta, Mamiellophyceae, Mamiellales, Mamiellaceae. Bases 188 to 748 code for a protein of 186 amino acids. Gene Ontology annotation, biological process: translation. Gene Ontology annotation, cellular component: ribosome. The transcript has a single exon. Gene Ontology annotation, molecular function: structural constituent of ribosome. The record is from RefSeq and is a predicted model, not a curated record.